This is a messenger RNA of Gavialis gangeticus (Gharial), 4677 nucleotides long. It is a transcript of the gene GEN1, whose product is annotated as GEN1, Holliday junction 5' flap endonuclease. Lineage: Eukaryota; Metazoa; Chordata; Crocodylia; Gavialidae. Gene Ontology annotation, molecular function: four-way junction DNA binding; 5'-flap endonuclease activity. The transcript has 14 exons. The record is from RefSeq and is a predicted model, not a curated record. The coding region runs from base 165 to 2993 and encodes 942 amino acids.
AUGAGAUGAUGGACUGAGACUGAGAUCGACUGUCGGAGGUACCAUGAUUGACCAGUUGAUUGUGAUCUACUGAUUGGUGAUCUAUAUGGUUCCACCCUGCCUUCCCAUCUGCCUGAAUUUUUCAAAGGGCUGACACCUUUACACUGGGAACGAAGAAUUAAGGCAUGGGAGUGACUAACCUGUGGCAGAUCCUUGACCCAGUGAAACAGCCCAUCAACCUAAGCAGUCUCAAGGGGAAAACCGUUGCUGUUGAUUUAAGUCUGUGGGUGUGUGAGGCACAGACCGUUAAAAAAAUGAUUGGCGUAGUCACAAAGCCUCAUCUUAGGAACCUAUUUUUUCGAGUGUCUUCCUUAACUAAAAUGGGAAUCAAACUGGUGUUUGUCAUGGAGGGGGAUGCCCCAAAACUGAAAGCAGACACCAUGAGUAAGAGGAAUGAACUGCGCUAUGGACUUCCUAAGAAAUCUGGAGCAGCAAAAACAGGGAGAUCCUAUUUUAAAUCAUUCUUAAAAGAAUGCCUUGAAAUGUUGGAGUGUUUAGGAGUUCCUUGGGUUCAAGCAGCUGGUGAAGCAGAGGCCAUGUGUGCUUACCUGAAUGCAAAUGGAUAUGUUGAUGGCUGCAUCACUAAUGAUGGUGAUGUUUUCUUGUAUGGAGCUCAAACAGUUUAUCGCAACUUUACUAUGAAUGCUAAGGACCCCUAUGUUGACUGUUACACGAUGUCCUCUAUUAAGGAGAAGCUAGGUUAUGACAGGGAGUGUCUUAUUGGACUAGCAGUUCUUCUUGGUUGUGAUUAUCUUCCUAAGGGAGUUCCAGGAGUUGGAAAAGAGCAGGCAUUAAAGUUACUUGAGACUUUACAAGGUCAAAGUUUACUGCAAAGGUUUAAUCAAUGGAAAGAGCAGUUUCAGUAUGAUGAUACUCCAUCUUCAGCUGUUAAAAAGGUGACUCAUUGUUCUGUGUGUCGUCAUCCAGGAUCACAUAAGGAACAUGAGCGCAGUGGAUGUAAACUCUGUGGAAGUGUUAUGUACUGUGAACCCCAUGAUGCUGAGUUCUGCUGCCCCUGUGAAUGGCAUCAUUCAGAGCAAGAGAAGAAGAAAAACAUGGUGGAGGACAAUAUCAAAAAAAAAGCAAGAAGUUGUGAAGGCUUUCCAUUCUAUGAGGUUAUCCAAGAAUUUCUUGUCAACAAGAAUAAAUUGAGUAAGAUAAUGGAGUGCCAAAGGCCAAAUUUAUUAACCUUUCAGAGAUUUGCUUUCGAAAAGAUGGAAUGGACCAGACAUUAUGCUUGUAAGAAACUGUUAGCACUGUUGACACACUAUGAUAUGGUCAAAAGAAAGUCUAGACAAACAGAUUCAAAUCAGCUGCAAGCAAUACGGAUAGCCAGAACCCGUAUUAAAAAUGGGAUUCCUUGUUUUGAAAUUGAAUGGCAAAAACCAGAGCAUUAUGUUACUGCAGAUGAUCAGGCCAUGGAGUCCUUUGUGGUUACAGUAGAGGAAGAAUCUUUGUUUCAGGCUGCCUAUUCUGAUGUUGUUGCUCAUUAUAAAAUGGAAAAAUUAGAAGUCCUGGAAAAGAAACAGAAAAGUAAGAAACAUAAACUAAAGGAAAAAGGACCCUCAACUGUGGAAAUUACUGAUCUUGUGUCUCAGAUGAAUUUGCAAUCUUCUAAACAGGAUUUCAAGUUGGAUAGUAAAAUUCUUUCUGAUAGUUAUUUACAACAGAAAAAUACCUCUAGAUCUGAAGACCUCUUGUUAGCUACAAAGCCUUCCAUUACAAACGUUAAAAUACCAAAGCCAGCAUCUAUCCUUUCUCCAGCUUCUACAUCCAGUUGUCUACAUCAGAGUAUUUUAGAUGAUUCUGUUAUAUUAUUGUCACCAUCAUCUUGUGCUUCCUCUGUGAUAGCUGAUCUACAAUUAAGUGGCAUUGAUUGGGAAGGAACAUCUUUCAGCACUUCACCAGUCCAUGUUGACGGUACCUGCUCAAUGACUGAGAUUGGUGCAUCUAAUAAUGGCAUAAGCCACUUACAUUCAUUACAGAAUAAAAUAGUUGAAAACACCUCAAAAUAUUCUAGUUCUCUACAGCCUCACCAAGAUCCUUGCAGAAGCACAGAUUGUUUGGUUUCAAAUUGUACUGAUCUGGUAAGACAUCUUCAACCACUGCCUGUAAGAGAGCGAGUACUUCUGAAGACUUCUGUUCAAUCAGACACUUUACUUUCUCAGAACAUAGUACAAUUUAAACCUUUGCAACAAAUGAAAGAGACCUUGUUUUCUGAGAAUGAUUCCGGUUCUCCUUCAGAUCAGUUAAACAAUACAUCCCUGGAAACUCAAAAUGUGUUUUCAGAAAAACAGCUCAGGGGAUCCCUAUCACAAAAUUAUCAGGAAUGGUACAAAACUCCUGAAAAUUUAGUGCAAAAAUAUCCCAAUCUAAGCAGUUUAAAGUCUAUGGAUAUGAAAAGCUAUGAAAACAAAACUUCAUGCUUUGAUAGCAAACCACAGAAAUUCUCUUUUACACAAACAAAGCCCACAGAUGACUCUCAGGUUAGCAAGCUUUGUACACAAGCAUCUCAGAAAGCUGUUAAAAAGAGUGUAUGCCAGGUGGAACCCUCUUUGAGUGAGGACAGUGAUGAUGGGAACACGAAAGUUAAAAAACAAAUAUCUAAGCAAGGAAGAAGACAAUGGAAGCCAGUUAAUCUGAAGGAAAAUGCAAGGCAUAAGCAAGGGAGUGCUGCUGCCAGCAGUGAGAAGAGUAACAGUGUCUCACAUCUUUCAACUGAAUGGUUAAAAGAAGAAACCAAUUUAAAAAUAUCUGACAAUAACUUAUCAACAGAAAUGUCUCCAAAAUCUGAGCUUGUAACUGAAGAUAACAGUUUCCAGUUUCCACUACAAACUUUUACAAGGUUAGGCUCCUCUCCUCUGCAGCAAAGCAAAAUCAGUAACUGUGAUGUGUGGGUAGACAGUCCCCUUCCUCUGUCUGAAAGGCUCAAACUUAGGUUCAAAAACAAUUAGAACAUCAUAAAUUAGGCAAAUUACACUUUAUGCAAAAUUUUUGUCUUAAAUACCUUUCCACAGUUUCUAUAAUAUUGUUCUACACAAAUUCACAAGACAGUGUAUUGCUAAGCUGACAUAGUUACAACUAAUAGCAUAUUCUGAACACUUGGCACCAGAGUUUGGAAUGAAAACACUAGCAAAAAUAUGCAACCCCUGGCAUACAAUUGACACACACUAGAGUCCCAUUUAUGACUAUACUGUUUUCCUUCCAUAAACACUAUAGCCAUGAUCUUCAACAUUUACUAUUAUAUUUGCAAGACAGUAUAAAGGGAUUUUUAAUAUAAUUUGUAGCAGGAUUCUUGGUGCUCCUGCUACUUUAAGAGAAGGCAGGCAGCAUGAGAAGCAGCCUGUAGGUGUAUCAGGGGCCAAUUAGACAGUCAUCUGAUCAGAAGGGGGCUGAACAUGAAGCAUAUAAGCCCAGGGUCUAAGCUGGUUAGGCAGUCUAGCCUGGAGAGCUACAGAGAGAAGAGCUUCUGGGUAGCAGGGUUUCUAGUUAACAUCUGAACUGGAAUAACAUGAGUAGGGUGAACAGCUGUGGUAGUUUGUGGAAGGGACUAAGGGGAGAUGGGGAGAUCUCAGCCAGACCAGGGAGACAUGGCCCAGGGGGCUAAAAGGCCAGAGAGAGUGUGGAGGGCCUGGGGAGCAGGUGGGGUCAGGGUGCCCAUAGGUCUUGCUGGCUGAGGAGCAGGGCCAGGGCUUAGAAAGGACCGAGAGGGCCACAGCUGGAGACUUGCAGGGCUGGAGAGCCAAUGGGUCUCAACUGACCUAGGAACACAGCCAAGGUCUAAGGAGAAAGACUGAAGGCCAGGAGACCAAGAGGGCCAGAGUGCCUGUAGCCCAGAGAGGGACUGGUGUAAGGACAAACAGCCAGGAGCCUGUAGGGGCAGCUAGCAUGUGUGACAUCUGCAAGGAAUGGGUGUGGGUAUUGGGGAGGACAGAGGCCACAUAAUUAGCCCUUACAGCGAUUAGCAUGGACAUCUGUGUUCAGUAGUGCAAGACCAGGCUUGGGAAGCCUUGGGGCAGUCAUCAAGAUGUGGAGAAGGGGAGAUUGCCUAAAGAGAGUCAGGUUGACAGGUGUGGAGAGGGGUCCUGGGGCAUCAUGCGACCCCUGGAGUGGGACACUGUUGCACCAUUAAUUUCUAUUUUCAGAGAAAAUGUCAUAAUCCAGUUGCAAUAUGUUAUGCAACUAUCCAAAUACUUAGAUACCAGUGGUAUUGAUCACAUCUGACAUCAUAAGAUAUAUUCAACAGAUGUGCUUCUUUGAUCUGGCACACCUUAUGAAAAAUUUUUGAAGGUAUGCUACUUCCACAGAAGGGAGUAGGCCUUUUAAGAGAGAUCUAGUUCUGUAACUUGUCAUUUCUAGCCUUUUACCUACAUUCAAUUAGUAUACUAAAUAUAUCUUAUAGCUAGUAACAAUUUUUGCUACAGAAAAAGAAGCAAGAUCUCCAGGUUUGACUUUUUUUGUUGUGUUUUGUUUUGUUUUUUUUACUCACGGUAGAAAUGAAAGUUCUGACAUUCUACAUCUCAGCUUUGCUGUUGUAGCUUCCUUUACAAGCAUAUUUUAAACCAUUAUUUUAAAAAGUGUUGAAAAUACUCUUUUGAAGGUAUAUCUAACUGGGAUACAGUUAUUACCACUCUUUAA